UUGUGACAGUCCCUCCUUUCUUAUCUGUCUGGCUACUUUGUGCUUGAGCCGCUGGCACCGCCUGGAGCAGCCCCUGCGGCGCCCCGCGCGGGGGUGGAUAGCAGUUUUAAGGGUUGGGAGCAUCUCGCUCCGUGGCCAAGACUUAAUUUCCCAGCAGCCUUUGCUGCUUUCCUGAGUGGCGUGUUAGUUGCUUUUCCGGUCACGUGCAUCGCCGCCCCUGCGCAAUCCACCUAGGAGGUUAGGAAAAAGCUGCCCAGCCCAGACUCCGUUUCCCGGUGUGCCCCGCGGUGGCGAGGGGCGUAACGGUUGUUGUAGUCCGGCCCCCUCCUGGCUGGUCCAGCCACAUUAACCGGCAGGAUGUCGGAGGUGCGGCUGCCACCGCUACGCGCCCUGGACGACUUUGUUCUGGGGUCGGCGCGUCUGGCGGCUCCGGAUCCAUGCGACCCGCAGCGAUGGUGCCACCGCGUCAUCAACAACCUCCUCUACUACCAAACCAACUACCUUCUCUGCUUCGGCAUCGGCCUCGCUCUCGCCGGGUACGUGCGGCCGCUUCAUACGCUCCUGAGCGCGCUGGUAGUGGCGGUGGCCCUCGGCGUGCUGGUGUGGGCAGCUGAGACCCGCGCAGCUGUGCGCCGCUGCCGCCGCAGCCACCCUGCCGCCUGCCUGGCCGCAGUGCUUGCCGUCGGCCUCCUGGUUCUCUGGGUCGCGGGCGGCGCUUGCACCUUCCUGCUCAGCAUCGCCGGGCCGGUGCUUCUGAUCCUGGUGCACGCCUCGUUGCGCCUGCGCAACCUUAAGAACAAGAUUGAGAACAAGAUCGAGAGCAUUGGUCUCAAGCGGACGCCAAUGGGCCUGCUACUAGAGGCGCUGGGACAAGAGCAGGAGGCUGGAUCCUAGGCCCCUGGGAUCUGUACCCAGGACCUGGAGAAUACCACCCCACCCCCAGCCCAUAAUUGGGACCCAGAGCCCUUUCCCAGCACUUAAAACAGGAGCCUAGAGCCCCCUGCCCAAACAAAACAGGACGUCUGUGACCGCCCUACCCCCACGCCGGCCCCAAACUAAGAUAUCCCUCACACCCAGCCCCCAUUACCUAGGGACAAGAGUCUUCCCCAGCCCUGAACCUAGGACCAAGAGCCACCUACAUCCAGCCCCAAAACUGGGGCUUCAGGCCAGAGCAUCCAUGGCCAAUUUCAAAUUGUGAACCCAGAGACACUCCUAUCCACCCUUCUCCAUGCUCAUCCCCAAACUGGGGCCUGGGGCAAGGCACUCUCAAAUCUUGAACCCUGGACCAAAGCUUUUCCAGACCCCACCCUACCUUCCAACCCAGGUCAAAACAUUGCCAAAUCUUGAACUCAGAACCCAAGUGUUCCAUGCCCCUGUGUGGAUGGAGUUGGGUAUCCUGACUGUUGGACCCUUGGUCCAGGUGAUCCCGACCCUCACCAGUCCCACUUGCCUCCCUCCAGCUCUGCUUAGGGAUUUUGCCCCUCACCCCAGUGUUCCACACCAUCGACAACCAAGGGGUGAGGUGGGGACAGGCCUCAGCAGGGAAUGGGGCGUAUAUGUUAGUGUUGCUGCAACAAUAAAGCCUGUUGCAUCUCAUGCCAA
This is a messenger RNA of Symphalangus syndactylus (siamang), 1602 nucleotides long. RefSeq names its product PRA1 domain family member 2 (gene PRAF2). Lineage: Eukaryota; Metazoa; Chordata; Mammalia; Primates; Hylobatidae. The record is from RefSeq and is a predicted model, not a curated record. Gene Ontology annotation, cellular component: membrane.